Messenger RNA from Penaeus indicus, 589 nucleotides. Its product is annotated as turripeptide Ici9.1-like. Gene Ontology annotation, molecular function: protein binding. NCBI's taxonomy places the organism in Eukaryota, Metazoa, Arthropoda, Malacostraca, Decapoda, Penaeidae. The transcript is spliced from 4 exons. Bases 67 to 303 code for a protein of 78 amino acids. The record is from RefSeq and is a predicted model, not a curated record.
AUUCCAGGCUCUUGCGUCGCGCGGUCGACCUCCCUGCUUUCGAAUCCGUUUUCUUUCAGGACAGUCAUGGCCAGAUUCUCUCUCGCCCUCGGGCUCCUCGUGGGAGUAUUGACGGCGUCUUCCGUCUGCCUAGCCGAUCCUCCGAACACAAGCAGUCGCUGUCCCUUAGCCUUCUGCUCCGGGACGUACGACCCUGUUUGCGGCAGCGACGGGAGGACCUACCUCAAUGAGUGCGUUCUGGAGUCGACCAAGUGCUUAAAGCCGGGACUGAAAUUCGCGAGACCAGGAGAGUGCCAUGAAUAGCUAGGACCACCGGAACAAUAGCCUCGUUCACGUUGAUUCCUCCUCCAGUUUUCUCUGACACUCCCCUUUCUCUUUCUCCUCCUCUCCCCCCCCCUCUUCCCCCACCCUCCAGCUACACGUCAACGUUGCUACGGCCUUCAAUGACCACAACGCCAUCGACCAAGGAACAUGUUUAACCAGUCUCAAAAGGAAGCCCAAAUUCCGUAAACCAAAAGUUGUUACAUAUGCAUAUGUGAUGUGCCUUGCUAUGAAUCAUGAUCUUCUAAAUUAAACCAAUUGGAUUUUG